GCCUGCCGGGGAAGGAGUGGCGAUGUCAGUGCCCUCAGGUGAACGAGAAGACGGAAGACAAACCGAAACUCACGGUAAGAGCAGAAGAUCCCUGAACAUCUUUAUGGAUUAAAUAUGAGUUAAACAGAAAGAAGCUCCUCACAAUGGUGAAUUCGGGUGUUUGUUGCGGGAGUCUGAAGGAUGAUAAGAUCCUGAUGAAGAUGGGAUUGGGACUGGUGCUGGUCGGUCAUGUGAACUUUUUACUAGGGGCUCUCGUACAUGGAGCUGUGCUUAGACACAUAAAGGUUUUCACCAUGGACCGGCAACUUGUCUAUCCCAUCGCCAAUGUCAUCGCUCUUGUGGCAGGACUGAUGGCCAUUAUUGCUGGAAUCUCAGCCAUUGUCCUGUCUAAAAACAAGAAGAACCAGGUGCUGAGUUGGUUUUUAUUGUUUGUGAGUGUCCUGGCCGUUCUCAUUGGUGGAGCCUCUGCAGUGGGCAUCAGUGUUGCCACAGUGAGGGCCAUACUGUAUGAAGGCCAAACUCUUUUUACCUACUGCCAGCUGCCAUCCAACAUCAGUAAUAUAGCAUACUAUAGCAUCACAAAUGAAUGCCCCUUUGAUCCAACACGUGUCUAUGGUACGACAUUAAUCCUUUGGGUUCCGUUGAUUUUGAUGUCAGUGGUGGAGGUCGUCUUCUCAUUCCGAUGUUUUUUAGCCUGCACCACUUUUCUCCGCAUGCGCUGCCCGUGGAGGAAAAAUAUCAACAGACGGGUUCAAGUGCAGAUCCAGGAGCCAGAGGAAACUGGAAGACACAAUGGCCCAAAUGACGAGCCAACAGAACAUUAUGAACUUCUUGGCAAAGACGGUCAUGCUGUACUAGAGACUGUUGUAGAGACUAGUGAUCGGCUAUGAUUCGUAAGCCUGUGCCAAGUGACAAUAAAUGCGGUUAUGUGUUUGAUAUAUGACAGAGGACAAUGCAAUACAAGGUGACAUGAACGUGGAAAAGCGCCCAAAGGUACCAACGUGAUAAGAGGGUGACUUAGUUUGGCACUAAUGAUGGGUGUUAGUCUUUUGUAAAGUGAACAAGGUUCACGCAUAGGUGAUGUGUGUUUGUUGCAUAUUUUAUACUGAUGGGAAUGCAUGUUACAUUUAUGUAAAUUGUUUGUAUUCAAAACUGUUUCUGCAAUGCCUCCUAUUAGGAGUGAUGAGUCAAAACUAAAAAGUUCCCGGCAAUAACUUGUGACCC
Molecule: messenger RNA, 1224 nt
Organism: Paramisgurnus dabryanus
Lineage: Eukaryota; Metazoa; Chordata; Actinopteri; Cypriniformes; Cobitidae
Gene: tmem54a
Product: transmembrane protein 54a
Source: RefSeq, a predicted model, not a curated record